AAGUGACUGCGGCGGUCGCCGGAAACUCCCGGAAGUGGUCGCUGCUGGGGAUUCUGACUCCCGGUUUGCGAUGGGUUGCGACGGAGGAACCAUCCCCAAGAGACACGAACUGGUGAAGGGGCCGAAGAAGGUUGAGAAGGUUGACAAAGAUGCUGAACUAGUGGCCCAGUGGAACUAUUGUACUUUAAGUCAGGAAAUACUAAGGCGACCCAUAGUUGCCUGUGAACUUGGCAGACUUUAUAACAAAGAUGCCGUCAUUGAAUUCCUUUUGGACAAAUCUUCUGAAAAGGCUCUUGGGAAGGCAACAUCUCACAUUAAAAGCAUCAAGAAUGUGACAGAACUAAGGCUUUCUGAUAAUCCCGCCUGGGAAGGGGAUAAAGGAAACACAAAGGGUGACAAACACGAUGACCUCCAGCGGGCACGUUUCAUCUGCCCCGUUGUGGGCUUGGAGAUGAAUGGCCGGCACAGGUUUUGCUUCCUGCGGUGCUGUGGUUGUGUGUUUUCUGAACGAGCCUUGAAAGAGAUAAAAGCAGAAGUUUGUCAUACGGCCAGCUUCCAAGUGGAUGGUAAAGAUGUCGUUGGAGCUCAGGGGCCAGAGAACUUCCUUUUGACUGUGCCGUGUGGGGCUGCCUUCCAGGAAGACGACGUCAUCGUGCUCAAUGGCACCAAGGAGGAUGUGGAGACGCUCAAGGGAAGGAUGGAGGAGAGACGGCAGAAGGCAAAGCUGGGGAAGAAAGCAAAGAAACCCAAGGCGGUAGAGUCUGUCUCAAAACCAGAUGUCAGUGAAGAAUCCCCAGGGCCAUCAAAAAUUAAGACAGGGAAGCCCGAAGAAACCAGCCUCGAUUCUAGAGAGAAGAAAGCCAGCUCAGCUCCCAAAAGUGCAGCAGCAAACGGGAGCUCUUCCGGAAAAGUCGGGAAGCCUCUGUGCGGAGCCACAAAGAGGUCCAUCGCCAACAGUGAAGAGUCUGAAGCUUACAAGUCCCUCUUCACUUCCCACAGCUCCGCCAAGCGCUCCAAGGAGGAGUCGGCCCACUGGGUCACCCACACGUCCUACUGCUUCUGAAGCCCGUACCGCACCAGGCGCCCCGCAGGCCCUGCUGGGUCUCCGCGGGGGCGGCGCUGUCCCCUGUGCUCUGUCGGCCCUCGGCGUGUGCGCGGUGGGGAAGUCGCCCUCCCAGACCUCGGAGCCGGCGUGGUCGCCCUUGCUAGCGAGGGGCGCGGGUUCCCCUCCCGCAGGCCCCGCGCCCGCUUCCCCCGUAGAUGCGCCUGUCCCCCCACCGCCCAGAAAGACGCAUGGGCUGCACUUUCUAUGCUGAAAAUCAUUAAAGACUCCCGAUUCCUC
Leopardus geoffroyi (Geoffroy's cat) is the source of this 1342-nucleotide messenger RNA. RefSeq names its product replication termination factor 2 (gene RTF2). The transcript has 10 exons. Gene Ontology annotation, biological process: site-specific DNA replication termination at RTS1 barrier; mitotic DNA replication termination. Gene Ontology annotation, cellular component: nucleus. NCBI's taxonomy places the organism in Eukaryota, Metazoa, Chordata, Mammalia, Carnivora, Felidae. The record is from RefSeq and is a predicted model, not a curated record. The coding region runs from base 71 to 1063 and encodes 330 amino acids.